Neogale vison (American mink) is the source of this 907-nucleotide messenger RNA. RefSeq names its product parathyroid hormone (gene PTH). Gene Ontology annotation, molecular function: hormone activity; parathyroid hormone receptor binding. Gene Ontology annotation, biological process: intracellular calcium ion homeostasis; cell-cell signaling. Gene Ontology annotation, cellular component: extracellular region. The record is from RefSeq and is a predicted model, not a curated record. The transcript is spliced from 5 exons. Lineage: Eukaryota; Metazoa; Chordata; Mammalia; Carnivora; Mustelidae. Bases 408 to 755 code for a protein of 115 amino acids.
GCCCCGGGGGGAUCUUUCAAAGGGAUACCUGAACCCCUGUGUUUAUGGAAACAUUACUUACAAUUGCCAAAUUAUGGAAACAGCCCAGUGUCCAUUGGCUGAUGAAUGGGUAGAGAAGAUGUGUGGUCAACAGGUUUAAAGUCACUGAUCAAGAGAUGAAAUGUAAUCCUGAAGAGUGGAAAAGCAGUUCCUGCCAGGACAGAUGGAUGGCAUUGUAGUUACAGUCCAGAGAAUUGGCCGUGACUUCAUCUGUGACAAGAAAAAAAGCUUCUCUUGGUGAGUGGAAGACCUAUAUAUAAAAGUCACACCUGAGGGUCUACAAGCUGUUCACAAGCUGAUUCAACUUCAAGAAAGCAUCAGCUGCCAAUACACCUGAAAGAUCUUGUCACAAGACAUAGUGUGUGAAGAUGAUGUCUACAAAAGACAUGGUUAAAGUAAUGAUUGUCAUGUUUGCAAUUUGUUUUCUUGCAAAAUCGGAUGGGAAACCUGUUAAGAAGAGAUCUGUGAGUGAGAUACAGUUCAUGCAUAACCUGGGCAAACACCUGAGCUCCAUGGAGAGGGUGGAAUGGCUGCGGAAGAAGCUGCAGGAUGUGCACAACUUUGUUGCCCUUGGAGCUCCAAUAGUGCACAGAGACGCUGGGUCCCAGAGACCCCGGAAAAAGGAAGACAAUGUCCUGGUUGAGAACCAUCAAAAAAGUCUUGGAGAAGCAGACAAAGCUGAUGUGGAUGUAUUAACUAAAGCUAAAUCCCAGUGACUAUGGAUAUACCAGAGCACUGUUGUAAACAGCAUAGGGCAACAAUAUUACAUGCUGCUAACAUUUUCAAGCUCUUAAGCUUAAUAAACAUCAAAUUUACAUCUAAUCCAUUACUAGCCGUGAUGGCUGAAAUCUAAUUAUUUUGAUUCUAC